Messenger RNA from Chara braunii, 3878 nucleotides. Lineage: Eukaryota; Viridiplantae; Streptophyta; Charophyceae; Charales; Characeae. The record is from the annotation of a GenBank genome assembly.
UCGGGGUCUCUCCGUGGUACACAGUUUGAAGUUACUGAAGGAGAAUGUAACAGAGGAAGAUUUUUUCCGGGCAUGCGUGUUGGGGUGGUGCAUAGAGUGGGUGCAGGCAUUUUUUCUUGUCUCUGAUGAUAUCAUGGACAGAUCUAUCACAAGGCGAGGGAAACCGUGCUGGUACAGAGUACCGCAUGUUUUUUAUUUUUAUUAUUAUUAUUUUAUCUUUUUUUGGGAGGGGGAAAGGGGGGCGUAUGACAGGAAGAUGGGGAUAUGGCAAGGAGAGGGGGAUAUGGAGAGGAGGAGGAGGAUGUGGAUGAGGAGGACGAGGAGGAUAGCGAGGACGAUGAGGAGGAGGAGUCGAGAUGGGGGAGGAGAAGAGAUGGACGGAGGGAAAAGAGGAAGGGCAGGGGGAGGAGGACAAGGGGGAGGAGGAGACAUGGACGGCGAGGAAGGGGAGGACACAAGGAAGGGAAGGAGACGAGGAGGCAUUGAAGAUGAGGAAGUACGAGGAGGAGGAGGAGACAAGGAGGAUGAGGAAGGGCAGGAGGAGGAGGACGAACAGGAGGAGGAGGAGGAGGAGGGGGAGGAGACGAAAAGGAGAAGGGAGGAGGAGACAUGGAGGAUGAGGAAGGGGAGGAGGAGCAAGGACGAUUUUCUGGACUGCUAUGGUGACCCGGACUACAUUGGCAAGGUGGGGACGGAUAUUGAAGAUAGCAAAUGCUCAUGGCUUGUUGUGAAAGCUUUGGAGUCGGCUAACGAGGAGCAAACAAGCCGAAUUGAGGUUGGGUUCAUUGCCGUCAAUGAUGGAAUCUUGCUGAACUGUCACGUCUAUCGGAUUCUGAAGAAGCAUUUCGGGAACGCGCCGUUUUAUGCUCAACUGGUGGAUCUCUUCACAGAGGUUACGUUCCAGACUGCAUCUGGACAGCUUCUCGACCUAAUUACAUCACCAGAAGGGAGAGUUGCCUGUGCGAUGGUUCUGGCGGGGGAAAAGGACCAAGAGCGGUUUGCGACUGCCAAUGGCAUCCUUGUACAAAUGGGCACAUACUUUCAAGCCCAGGACGAUUUUCUGGACUGCUAUGGUGACCCGGACUACAUUGGCAAGGUGGGGACGGAUAUUGAAGAUAGCAAAUGCUCAUGGCUUGUUGUGAAAGCUUUGGAGUCGGCUAACGAGGAGCAAACAAGCCGAAUUGAGGCGAAUUAUGGAAAGCCAGAGAGAUUCCAUGUUGAUGAAGUAAAACGAGUGUACAACGAGCUCAAACUCAAGACCGUGUUCCAUUCAUUCCUGGCGAAAAUUUAUCAGCGAAGCAAGUAAAUGGAAGGGGAAGCCUGUGAUCAAUGGGAGCAAUUCCAGUCCAGGUUGUCGCACGAGGCUGCGCCUUUCUUUCAAGUGGCAUGAGACGAAACAUUAAGCAUGGCGGUCUUGAUGAUUGCAGAACUCACCAGCGUCGGGAGGACGGACUUGAGGAGAAAGGUUUCUGUAUUCAGAACUGCAGGAGUUCCCAGCUUGAGGAGGAUUAAGAUAUAGUCGAUUCAUUCCAGUCCAGGCUAUUAUAGCCAGGAUAGUGUCAUUUCCGGGCAAGCACCCACCACACGCACGAAAAAUCAUCUGCCUGGGGAGCUGUUUGGCUCUUGAGGAGGGUUAACAUCGUGUCGUAGUUCAGGCCCUUCAGGGUAUUACAGCCACAGGUUAAAGCCUCCUUUCCUGCCUUCAACUUCAAAUGAAGUGCCCUUACCAGCCACACGCACGAAAAAUGUCUCCGCGGGAGCGAUCCGCCAGCGCUCUUGAUGUGUGCCUGCUUGCGUCUGCUAUUGACUUUCUACACGCAUUUGGACGCUUUCUGGACCAUGUGCAUUCUGCCACUGGCUGUUGGUGUUUAUGGUGUUACCAUGAUGUGACUUGGGGCCUCGCUCCACUACUCAACAUUUUCUACAUGCAUUUGGACGCUUUCUGGACCACGUGCAUUCGGUCGAGUUCAACACUUUCGAAUGUAUCGGGGCAAUUGGUAGCUUCAGAUGCAUAUAUAGGAGGGUUGUGUAGUGGAGCAAGACCCUUUCUCUUCGUUCCAAUCUGUAUGCUCAGAUCGGACAGGCGAUUGCACCAAUGGGCGCCCUGAGGCUGACGACCAGAUUCACUCUUGAUCAAAGGCCACCAAGAAAUAUGUUGUUGUUGUUGGUUUUUUUUUUUUUUUUUUUUUUUUUUUAAUGUUGAUGAGGGCACACUGCACAGUGCUUAUAAUAUAUAUAAACGUAACUGCUCACCGCAUGCUUUGCAAAACACCUGUGCAUCUACACAGCAAGGACGGAGCUUACUCUCUUUCCCUCCUUGAGUUCCUGCGCUCUUCGCACAGCUAACAGCACCACAACUCGAUUGUGUGUUGCAGUGGUUACAAACUUAACAGCAUUAUUAAUAUUUUUUUUUUUAGUAUUAAUUUUAGAGUAACAGCCUUAUAUUAGCUUCCACAAAGUACUGAAAGCUCGAGAUGCACGUGCUGUCUUGCUUCGACAGGGCUGGGGGGAGGUCCUGAAGUAAGGCAUUGCAUGGAGCUUCAACGUCUAGUCAGAGAAGAUAAGUCGCUCACGUAUCUGUUCUCUUCUUGUCCUGUUCUUCUGUGAUUGUCUGGUCCCAUGGUUUUGUUUUAUCGAUGGCGUAUGCACACUCGCUGGUUUUCCGUGUUGAAUUUCCUGAUUCUCGAAUUUCUCGUAGAAUAACCUCCCUCGCCGUUUCACACUUCUUUGUUAAAAGAAGUGGUGGUUCCACCGGUAAGCCCAACAAAGCCUGUGUAUGCAGGUUCCCGGUAUCUUUCCCCCAUAAAAGUCAGACCCCUGGCAAAGUUCCUCUGGUUGCGUGGAGUACUCCGGAGUCCGGACCGAUUUGGCUGCAAAAAAGAUCGAUUAGCACAAGUAGCGUGUUACAAAUGAGUGAUCGAAUAGGUGAUCGGCACUUGGAUUCAUGUUUGAAAAACUCUAGAAUCGUGAGUUUCAUCGAAGUACGUAGAAUUGAAAUCUUUGCAGACUUGUGGCCUGCCCUGCUGGUUCGACUUGUCAGCUGUUGUUGUGAAUUAGAAGCUUCCAGGCAGUGUGUUGGAAGAAUUUACAUUGCUGAUAAGACAUCAUGGAAUGCGCCUUUUGAAAAUGCAGGCCUAGCAUGGCAGCAUGGUUUUCAAAAAAAAAAAAUACAAAAAAAAAACAGCAGUUUCUGGGCCUUCUGUCCUUUGGGAACGUACAUCAAGGUCGUCGGCACGGCGCCACACAAGAAUGACAUGUACGUACUUUGUCUUAGACUCUCUGUUAAGUGAUUGUGUUGUUGCAUGACCUGGUUGUCAGUGGUUGGCCUGCAGAAUCCGCCCUUUCGUUUCGGUAGAGAAAGGAAUGCAGCGGAUGUGGUCAUUCCUACGGUUUGGUCGCAGUUUUAGUAUUUUACAACAGGGAGAAUUUACAGACUUGGUUCAAGUCCUCGUUCGCUGACGCUCACUUUUUUUUUACGGACUCGAUCUCUCGAUCAGGAGAGAGCCGUUCUUCUGGUUGUGCGAAAGUUUGGUAGCAUAUGUUUGGUUCGUGUCUUUGAGAUGAACUUUAUUUCUGGCGCUUGAGGAGAAUUAAAUCGAUUCGCGUUUUCGCGAUGAGUUGAAGUAAAGACAAUGACCGCAUUUCACCCAAAAAUCCUUGGUGAGCAGUGGCGCCACCCACCCAAAAAAAAAAGAAAGGGAAGGUAGUCGCUGUAAAUGUAGAUGCAGUUUGGAUGCUUGCUAAGGCCCUCUUUCAUUCACUACUUUGGACAAUGUUGACAUGACAUUAUCAGACAAUCGCUUGCAUAUUUUCUGGUCAAAGAGUUGUUGCAACUUUAAUACAGGUUGUUGGAUUUCUAAUGAAAAUUUACUUCUGUC